This is a messenger RNA of Pocillopora damicornis (cauliflower coral), 2738 nucleotides long. RefSeq names its product CUB domain-containing protein 2. NCBI's taxonomy places the organism in Eukaryota, Metazoa, Cnidaria, Anthozoa, Scleractinia, Pocilloporidae. The record is from RefSeq and is a predicted model, not a curated record.
UAAUGCUAUUCAGAGCAGUUAAGCUGCUGGUUGUCCUGUGGCCGUUUUCGCAAGACCUUAAUUAGCUACCCAUGAUUCCACCCACGCCUGAAAACCGAAUAAAAGUCCACCUGCAGAAUCUGAACGUUUACUAGUUAAAUCUCUGUCCGCUGGAUUGUUCAUGGCACUUGGAGCAAGCUUCAACGUGAUAGUUCUUGUAUUAGCCUCAUCAUGGAUUUCUGAACCUGUUUAUGGACAGAGUUGUUCAGUUUAUCCACAAGAUAUUGAUGCCACAACGGGGUUCAAUACAACUAUCACAAGUCCUGGUUAUCCAUCAAAUUAUGGCUACAACUUGGAAUGUAAUUGGCGCAUCCAAGCUGGCAGCUUUCUCAGUGAUUAUAUAGUGAAGGUUACAUUUAAUGACUUUCAGGUCGGAAGGGGAUCUCUUGGAAUUUGUUUUAGUGAGAAGUUGGAAUUUUAUGAUGGAGAUAGCACAUCGUCCAAUCCCUUUGGAUCCUAUUGUGGAACAGUGAAUCCAGAAGUUAUAUAUUCCUCUGGUCGCUACCUGUAUAUAAAGUUCUCGUCUCGUUAUGGUUCUUCUUACAAGGGUUUUAGUUUAAAUGUUGCAGCUGUUGCAAAAGAGGAAGCCGCUGGAAUAUGUCGCAACGGAGGCUCAGGUUAUGACGUCAUGCAGCUCAGUGGCCCUUCUGGUACAAUUUUCAGUCCUGAUUAUCCCUAUCCAUACCCAAGUGAUACCAAAUGCACCUGGGUGGUCUCCGUUCCAGCUGGAAAAAGAGUCAAAUUGACGUUUAAAGACUUUGACCUUGGAAUAGGCGUCACCCAAUGUAAUGACCAUACGGGCGAUGAAGACUAUGUGUCGAUUCGUGACGGGGAGUACUCUUGGAGUGACGAGCUUGUUCGAUAUUGUGAUUACAACUACAAUAUGAAGUCUGUGCGGGAUGUUUAUUCGACUGGGAAUCACAUGAGAAUUAGGUUUUCUUCUUCAUCGUCAUCUUCGUACGAUAAAGGUUUUAAAGCACGUUUCGAAGUUUCAGAGCUGUCAUCUGCUGCUUAUUCAAAGGAGAUUUGCUACUAUGGGAACAUCAACAAUGAGAAACUGAGUUUGAAUGGAACGUAUGGUACAUUAGAAAGUCCAAAGGAAGGUUCCACAUACCCACCAAAUAUGAAAUGUGAUUGGGUGAUCACUGUGCCAGAGGGAAAUAUUGUCAAGCUUAGCUUUGAUGAAUUUUAUCUGAAACCGAAAUACCAAUCAUUAUGCGAAGAUUAUGUAAAGGUUCAAGAUGGGAAAGAAAGUUACAGUGAAAGCAAAGGAACAUUCUGUGGUCUAUCAACACCAGAAGACAUUCGCUCAAGCGGACGGUACAUGAGGGUGACUUUCCAUUCCGGCUCAGACUCUAUGCAAUACCGCACAGGUUUUAAGGCCACAUUCACAGCAGAGGAAAAAGAAACUCCAGGGUCUUCUAAGAUUAUUGUCGCCAUCACUGUCGGUGUGGUUGUUUUCAUCGUCUGCAUUUGUGUUGUGGUGUGUGUUGCAAAAUACAAGCAGACGAGACCGAAUCAAUCAAGGGCCGCUCGGAUUCCAAUGGCGACACAGACUACUACCUCAGUGUCUCAGACCACACAAGCUGGCGUGAUUCGCCAUCCACCCCCGCCUCAGCAACCGGCAAUCCAACCUCCUUUUCAACCGGCAUCAAAUCCUUACCCACCCCCUUCUGUGGGUUUUGUUCCUACGGCACCCAACGCAUAUCCGCCACCUCCAGGGUACCCGUAUCCGUUGCAGCCCCCACCACCCUACCCUGGCGAGGAACCAGUUCCUCAGUAUCCACCUCCAGGACAGUCUUAUCCAUGGCAACAGAGUUCAGAAGUCGAACCGUCCGCACCCCCAAAGGAAGCAUAGGUUUUGUUUCACUCUAUAAAUGGAGUGGAAAAUUGUUUGUACAGAGAGGAUUAAUGCAAAAGUAUUAAAAUAAGCGCUUUUAGUAGAAUGAGAGCAAACAAAAAUGUACCAUUUCAAAAAACCUAGAAAUUAGUUUCUUAGUAGAAUUUCGACCUUUUAAGACGUAUUUUAACGUGAUUUGGUACCUUAGCAAACGAUAUUUAAAACACCAAUUAGGACAUUUCUGUAAGCCCCACUAGUGGUGAAAUUCGCACCAAGCGAGACAUAUUUGCCAUAGGGCACUUUCAUAUCACAUACGUUUGCCAACACUGCCAACAGCAGUGUCUUUGUGAUGCUUUUAAGCUUGUUAAAGUGGAGAGAUCAUCCACCUGGGUUCAGUUGUUGAAAAGGCGGAUUACCCUUUCCAUGUUGACAUAAAGUACUGCGUUAUCCACCGAAUGGCGAUUUAUCCAGAGGAUAGCGUUGUUCACCCUUAAAACAACGAGAGCUUUGUCUUUUGUGCAAAAAAUAUGUACCCAACAUGUAAUGAUGCCUUCUGGUUUAAUAGGCCAUUCUACAGUUGUGUAAUUGGUUUCCAAGCCUUUAAUUUGGAGUGAGUCUGAAGAUGAUCUUGUUGUGAUAGAGACCAGUAUCUAGUUACCAUGAUAACAGAGUAAUUUACAUUUGAAAAGCAGCAACGUUUGUAUCCUAACAAGGUCAGCCUUAGCCUCGCUCCUUUUCAAAGGCGCGGUAAUCAAAUACGUAACUGUAAAAUGGACUAUGUAAGGUUUGUUCACAGUAGCGUUAUUCCGGUGAACAAUUUUUUCCCAUUUUUUCAUAAUUAAUUUUUAUUUUCAUUUAA